GUCGUUGUGCAGUCCUACAUGAAAGGCCUGCUGUAUGUCUCCCUCUCCACAAGCACCGUCCUACAGGUGGAGGCGCUCCAGCUCGACAGGGAUGGCCAGCCCGUCCGACGCGUCGACGACGACAUCAUCAGCGGGUACCCGUCGCGGCCCGGGUGCUACUUCCGCCAGCCUUCCAAGUGCCCAGCGAGGCCCAUGAAGACGUCAAUGUGGAGGCGCGACACCUGGGCCGAGGAGCACGGGGUCGACGAGGCGGGGUGCAGGGACCGUAAGGGCUUCUGGGACAGAUACUGCGAGGCCGAGGACACGAAGGUGGUGCACAUCGGGGGAGAGGACGGCGACGUGCCCGACCCCCAGAGCCCGGACCCCGGACAGAUACUGCGAGCCCGGCCCCCAGAGAGCCCUUCCGACGCCGACAUCGUCAACGGGACCCCAUCGCAGGCUGGCUCCUUCUCAUGCAGUGAAGGCGCUGGAGCGAGGACCACGACCACCUUGGUCGACCAGACGUAAGAGUGACCUUUCGCCGGAGUGACCUUUGGUGCGGGCCCACCGGGGCCCCCCGAUGACCGAGCGCGAUGCGGUAGUCGCGUCUCGCGCGCUCGUGUUUGGCCCCCCUGUGGCCCCCCAAAAAGCUGCGCACCAAAGGUCACUCUUACCCAGGGUCACUCUUGCGUGUAGCCGAUGAAGGCACUGGAGCGAGGACCACGACCACCUUGGGCUCAGGGGGGGGUGGUCCGGUGUUCGGGCCGCUCCUCGGGCCUGGGUUUUCGAGGGGCCUCUCUUCGUGGCCGAGGCCUGCCGCGGCCAUGGAAGCCCCACCGCUCUUCGUCCAGCGGUCCUUACAGUCGGGGCGCUGCAGAAGGAACCCUUUUCGUUGGGGAGGGGCUCGGUGUUCUUUGAUUGUUCUGCAG
This is a messenger RNA of Prorocentrum cordatum, 908 nucleotides long. The record is from the annotation of a GenBank genome assembly. NCBI's taxonomy places the organism in Eukaryota, Dinophyceae, Prorocentrales, Prorocentraceae.